Messenger RNA from Acaulospora morrowiae, 137 nucleotides. Lineage: Eukaryota; Fungi; Glomeromycota; Glomeromycetes; Diversisporales; Acaulosporaceae. The record is from the annotation of a GenBank genome assembly.
ACACUCCCGCAUCUGAUAUAACUGAUGAUACUUCAAAUUCUGACAUAUGUCAGGGGAUAAAGACUCAGCUGGAGAUUGGUUCACGUCAAUGCUCCACAUCACUAAUUUGUAUAGGAAACAAAUCUUCAGAAGAUAAA